UUCCUGUGCGCUCCCUCUGCCCAUCUCAAUGGCCGACCGCACGGCUUCCAUGGCGCACGCUCAGCUCCAGCUCGGCCUCCUUCCCCUAAUCUCUCAUCACCGCGCGCCCUCUGCUCCUCCCUACUGGCCAGCGCCCAGCGCUGCGCCUAGCUCCCUCCUCUCAAGCUCCCAUGCCGCGCGCUGUGCUUCUUGCUCGCCAUGGCCUCGCCAAAACCCCAGCCGAUCUCCUGUUUCUCUCUCCCGCGGUCCCUGACUUCCCAUCGCCGGAGCUCCCUGUCUCGUCUUUGGUACUCGCCUGGCCGCGCCCUUGCUUCCCAGUCCCAGCUCGGAGCUCCUAGCGCCGGCUCGGAGCUCCUAGCGCCGCGGCUUCCUCCUUCAGCUCGGCGCUCAUCUCCCUCUCUGCUCGGACCGCGCCCAGCCCCAGCGCCCUCGUCCUCUUUUCUGCGCGCGCCCGGCCGGAGCUCUGCUCUCUCUCGUGGCACCCAGAAUUUCCCCCGCACGGAUCUCUCUCACAGCCGCGCCCGCUGCUUGCUCCCCAUGGCGCUCGGUCUCUACCGCGCGCCCAGCUCCUGUGCACCGCAGUUCGCCCCAGCUCGGCGUCUGCUUCUCUGCUCCCUAUUCUGCGCGUCGGUCGCUUCGCUUCUGCGCGUAGCUCCCUGGCCGUCGCGCCCAUGCCGGCCAGAGCUCGCUCGGUCGCGGUCUCGUCCCGGCUCCCUGCUGCGCUCGCCCAGAUCGCCGCUGUCGAGUUCCAUCGCCGAGUGUAGCUCCUGUUGCUGCGUCCUCGUCGCGUUCGUGAAACUGCCGUGGAAUUGCAUUCGUUUUUCAUGUGGGUAGCAUGCCAUCGUCUUCGUGUUUUUGCAAGUCCCGGCGUGCGCUCGCUCGCCAUCCUCUGCUCGACCUCGUCGAUGAGCUUCGCCUUGCCGUUGUUCGCCAUCCUCUGCUCGGAUGAAGUCUGAUCGGUGUUGAGAGUUGGUCAUGUGGUGGUGUGCGUGAAGCUCGUAAUGUACCUGCCAAGCGCUCGACAAAUUGUCUAGACCGGAAAAUCAUUACCGAUCUCGCGGAUUCGAGUCAGAUAUUGGAACGGUGAGCUGCUUUGCUAUUUUUAUUGACUAGUUCAAUAAAUGAAUUGAUAGGUAUGUAUGUCGCGACGAGUAUUCCGCUUGUAGCUCAGGCACGUAUUUAUUUGACGCUUGUAGGAAUACGGGGCUACCUGCAGC
Molecule: messenger RNA, 1217 nt
Organism: Zea mays
Lineage: Eukaryota; Viridiplantae; Streptophyta; Magnoliopsida; Poales; Poaceae
Exons: 1
Coding region: 199-834 (211 amino acids)
Source: RefSeq, marked predicted